AAAUGCCUGGUCCGACCCAUGGUCCCAAUGUGCAGAGUGUCAAACUCAACUGGUCCGAUCCGAAAUAAAAUGGGUUGAAGAAGUUUUUUUCACCCCAUUCAUGGGUCCAAUUAGGACCAAAGAUGUCAUAUAACAAAGCUUGCCUGAACCAUUCAUUGGAUAUUAUGUCUGCUAUGUUCAAUUACUACUGACCUUCCUAAAAUUAAGUAAUUCUUUGUAUACACAUAAUACAGGUUAAUUAUUCAGUAGUCCUAAAAUAAAAAAAUGUCUCAAUAUGUAUUGCGAUUUCUUAUUUAUCGAGAGUAACUCGUAAAUAAUGUCACAUAGUAUUCUAAAAGUAUUUAGUAAUUUUCCAAUAAUAGGUUCUUUUGCUAAUAGUAGAAAAUUUCACAACAAUGUUAGGGAUUUAGAAAAAUGUAUAGAAUUUGAAAUAUGUAAAUUAGAUUGAUAUUGGGUGUGAUCCACAACAUGUCAAACUUAAAAAUUUACAUUACACAAUCAAACUCGAGGCAUUUUUUAAGGGUUUUUUUUGUCACUAUAUAAAAUUUUAUGCACUUGUUAUGCUUUCCACCAUAAUAAGACUCAUACAGAGUUUAACAGUUCGAUAUAUAAAAUUUAAAUAAAAUGACUUGUUUGUUUUUUCAGAAUCACACAUUCUAAAAUAAUGCCAUUUAAAGUAAAUAAACAUCCAUGAUAGAUGAUCCUAAUCCAACAAGAUGAUAUUGGUGCAUGCCCAAAUUAGCCUUGGACCAGCUGUUUUUUGUUUUUUUUGGUGGAUAUUCUUAAACACAAAGAAACAUCCUAAUUAUAGGCCAACUAUGUACCCCAACAAUAGAGUAUCACCAUGAACAACCAAAUCCCUUUCACCACCACCUAGAACAACUCUAUCCAUCUCCAACCUAUCUCAUUCCUCUCAUCCCCCCAUCCCUUUAUCAUGUAAAUACUUCAACCCUACUAAUGGAGAAAUAACACCUCUCUCUCUCUCUCUCUCUCUCUCCACGCCCUCCAAUCUUUUUCUCUCUUUUCAUUAUCAUGAGUCUCAAUUGCCUGACAUGUCAGAGCCUGCCAAGAGUAGACUCAGAGAAAGAACUCACCGAGAGUUCUGACAAGCCCCUUUUUACGCUACGUCGUUUUAAAAAUGUAGAUAGAACAUGGUCAGGGAACCUAGCACCACCCAGGCCUUAUGAGAAAAUAAGAAACCAUAACGAGUCUGCCAUGGCCAGAAAGGCGGCCAAGAACAACCACCACCGGCUCCAUGGUAGCGGACCUAUCGGUUAUGAUAACGGACCCAAGCUGGUGAGGAGCAGUGGGAUGAGAAGGGAUUGGAGCUUUGAGGACCUGAAACAAAGAAGGGAAGUGCAAGGACAUUGAAACAUUGAACUAUUGCUAUAACGUAAUAAUUCCCUUAUUUUCUUUUAUUAGUAUAUAUGAUUUUUAUUUAUUUAUUUAUUUUUCUUCCAUGGGUUGAGCCAAAGAAGAUCAUAGAUGUUUUGUGUUGAAGCUUGAUUGAUGGUGGAUGGUUAUGCUUAUAAAUAAAGUGUACCAAAAUUACCGAGAACUGUAUCCGGUUGAAUAUUUGUCAAGAUGGUUAUUUGAAUUCACAUGCAUUUGUUUGAUAGUUUUCAUUAUUGAUUCAGACUUUUCAAAGUUUUUUUUGGUAAUAAUCAAAUCAAUAUUUCACAUGAUGGUCAAACAAAACAACAAAAUUGUAGAGAAAAUCAAUACAUGAUUGAGCAUUUAUGUGAAUUUUGAUUUCAAUUUUCUAAAUUUAAUUUUUUGAAAAUUAAUUUUUUUUAUGGUUUAUUUAUUGAU
Messenger RNA from Camellia sinensis, 1812 nucleotides. RefSeq lists its product as uncharacterized. NCBI's taxonomy places the organism in Eukaryota, Viridiplantae, Streptophyta, Magnoliopsida, Ericales, Theaceae. The record is from RefSeq and is a predicted model, not a curated record.